Messenger RNA from Histoplasma capsulatum G186AR, 846 nucleotides. RefSeq names its product sphingolipid long chain base-responsive protein PIL1. The record is from RefSeq and is a predicted model, not a curated record. Gene Ontology annotation, cellular component: eisosome filament; plasma membrane. Gene Ontology annotation, biological process: negative regulation of protein kinase activity; eisosome assembly; endocytosis. The coding region runs from base 1 to 846 and encodes 281 amino acids. NCBI's taxonomy places the organism in Eukaryota, Fungi, Ascomycota, Eurotiomycetes, Onygenales, Ajellomycetaceae. Gene Ontology annotation, molecular function: lipid binding. The transcript has 2 exons.
AUGGAUCGCCCUGUCAAGCACCGUUUCAGCAUGGCCACCUUGCGUGGCACGCAGCAACCCGAACUAUGCCGGAGACUCUACAAGCUUAUCAAAGCCGAGAACCAUGCCAUCGGCUCCUAUGAGAAUGCAGGACGAGACCGCGUCUCCAUCGCCUCGCAGCUAUCUGACUGGGGCGAAUCCACAGGCGAUCUCGCCGUUUCUGACAUAGCUGACAAGAUGGGCGUGCUACUUGCGGAAAUGGGUGAGCAGGAAGAUCUGUACGCGCAGAAUUUGGAGGACUACCGGAAUGUGCUGAAGCAGAUUCGCAAUACGGAGGCUUCCGUGCAGCCUUCCAGGGACUAUAAAACGCGUGUUGUGGACGAUAUCCAAAAGCUGAAGUUGAAGGAUCCAAAUAACCCCAAGCUGGUGACCUUGGAACAGGAGCUGGUGAGGGCAGAGGCACAGAUGUUGGUGGCUGAGGCCCAGUUGACGAAUAUUACCCGUCAAAAGCUCAAGGAAGCAUUUGACAUCCAUCUCGCCGCUACCAUCGAAAGGGCAGAGAAGCAAAUCAUUCUCGCCCGCCAUGGUCGUCGUCUUCUCAAUAUUCUAGAUGACACCCCGCUCGUUCCCGGAGAUACCCGGAGUGCCUAUGAACAAAUGGAUCAGGCUCGCCAGGUCCUUAAUGAUGCCGAGCAGGAUCUACGAGGCUGGGAGCCCAGUCUCGAGCCAAUCCACUCUGCCGCAGCGAAUAUGGGAACAAAUUUAAUGCCUGUUAGCCACGUUAACGGCGAUGAAGAGGAAGAAUCUUCUUCUUAUCACAAGGACGCCCCUCCUUCGUCUUCGAUGGCUCAGCCCGUCCCCGCGUAG